Molecule: messenger RNA, 1291 nt
Organism: Danaus plexippus (monarch butterfly)
Lineage: Eukaryota; Metazoa; Arthropoda; Insecta; Lepidoptera; Nymphalidae
Exons: 6
Coding region: 416-1138 (240 amino acids)
Source: RefSeq, a predicted model, not a curated record
AAAUGUUCAAUAUUUUAUACUUACAAACACUAAUAUAUGCGUUAUUUUGCUUAAAAAUAUUUGUUCGUUAUUGCUAAGCAUAAUUCCUUAAUUUUCGCGUUCAAUUACACAUAAUAUGUAGGAGUAAUUACGUCAACGAUUGAAUCUAUAUUAAAUUAGAUAAUAUAUUCAUAUAAUUAUUAUUUUUUUCAAUACAAAGACAUAUAAAAGUGGAGUGUAAAAUAAGAAUGUUAUCACAACAUUCGAAGGAUAUCCGUGAGAUUCACAAAAUAUUUAGUUUUUUAGAGUUUCUUUUCUGUUAAAUGUUUCAUAAUAUUUGGCUAAAGAAAUUGUAUUUCUAGGCAGAUCGAAAGCGAUUUGAAUUAGUACAGUUUGGAUUUUGGUUGUGGAUCUUUAAUAUUAUCAAAAAAUUAAAAUGCAUUUGAUAGUCAUAUCUUUUAUGACUUUUUGUUUCGCGUUCCCGCCAAUAAUAGCCGAAGACGUUAAUUAUCAAGCAUGUGUGGACAAAUAUUCUAGAAAAGGUUACCAGCCGUGGCAGGAGUGGUCGGACCACUAUACUUGCCACCGCUACCGAUGUGAGAUAAGAGAUGGAAAAUAUUUCAUAGCUGCCGUCGGUUGUCGUAAGCCGAAGAUACCCGAGAACGCUCUGGAAUGCCACGAAUACAUCGAAGAUGAGAAUGUUGAAUUCCCGACGUGCUGUGCUCGGUUGAGAUGCGUCGUUGAAGUGAACGGCGAGAGGAUCGUCCAAACGAGAGGCCAGCCGGGAGAACUCUUCCCUGAUAAGCCAUGGAAGGGCCAGCAGAACGAACCCAACCCUGUAGUCGGCAUGGGCGUCCAGAACACAGGGGAGCCUCAGACACAACCACCCGGCAUCUUCAACAGAGGCGCAGGCAAGCCAAGUAAUAUGUUAGACAGCGAACGAUAUUCCCGACAGCGGAUGGCAGCGACAUUAGCGGUCGGAGAUACGUCGAUCCCUAUCCCAGUCAGCAGCUCCAGGACUCCCCAAGAAAAAAACGCUCUACUAUUUAUCCCUUAUUCGACAGGGGAGCGCCGCGGGACGCACGUUAUCAACCCCACCAAGUCAAAAUCCAUGGUUAUUCACCGGAAAGAUAUACCUCAUAUUUCCCUAACAGUGUAAAAGGAUUGUCCAACCCUAAAUUGCACAUCAACAUGUCUUAAAUAUGUACCAGCCUACCAUUUGUUAUUUUGUAUUCAUAUGUUACACAAUGCAAAUGUUAUUGUUUCAUAUUGCUUACUUCAUAUUAAAAUAAUACUAACUUGUUAACAUUAA